Molecule: messenger RNA, 354 nt
Organism: Trichoderma virens Gv29-8
Lineage: Eukaryota; Fungi; Ascomycota; Sordariomycetes; Hypocreales; Hypocreaceae
Exons: 1
Coding region: 1-354 (117 amino acids)
Source: RefSeq, a predicted model, not a curated record
AUGAAGCUCUACUCUGCCAUAUUCGCUGUCAUCACCCUCUUCUCUACUGCUGAAGCCUGCAAAUGCUGGAACUCGUACGGAAGACACGUCUCGGAGUACACCCACGCUUGCUGCACCUACACCGGCGGAAUCUUCAACAAUGGCAACUGCGACGGCGAUAUUUUCGAUAAGAUUGGCGUGUUCACAAAGUGCUGCGAAAAUUUGGGUACCGAAUCGGACUGCGAGUGCCCGGACUGUCCUCAGGAGGAUGCUAGACGGAAAUCGUUGAGUCUUGCCCCUAUGACGGAUGCUGAGCGUGCCGAUUUUGCUGCGAAGAAGAGUGAGAAACAACGAAGUGUGCCGUUUAUUGGGUGA